UUUUAGAAACAGUCCAGUUGCAAUCACACAGAACCAGGUACCUACACGCACACACGUCAGUUAAAUAUUUGUUUUUUGUUCUAUUUUUUAAAUAUAAAUAGUCCAAAUUUUAUUGGUGGUCCUUAGAGGCGUCUCCUUCUAUUCAUGUAUUAAAUAUAAUGUGGAUGCAAAUAGGCAGUCGUGCUUUUACAUCUGGAGCCAAUAAGAGAAUACGAAGACGCGAAGAUGGCCAAGGAGAGGAUCGUUCCCUGUCCCAGAUUCCCUCCAGUUCCAGCAACAAUGUCUUCCUGGCGAAUCCCUCGAUGAACGAACUGAUGCAAACCAUUCACCACACUGCCGCCUCCAAGGACGAUCAACAAGGUGUGGUGGUCCUGGGAUCUCGUCAUGGCAUCCUGGAUCUGUCUGACUUUGAUGCGGAUCCCGAUGAGGAGGAAAUGGAUGAGAUGAAUAAAGAUUGUUUGGAAAUUAUUCAUUUGCAACUCGCUUAUGAAAUGCUACCCCCUGACGAGUGCCACAGGACAUCGGAUCACCUGCAAGGCAAUAAGGACUCCAAGGAUAAUGAAAUCGAGCUGCAUCGGAGCCUAUCGGUAGAUGGCUUCAGCUACGCCCAUCGUAGCCUACAGGACACGUCGGACCGUCUGCUGUGGGAGGUGCACUCCGAGGGUACUCUGAUUCAAUUGCCAGGAAUCGAUUCCACGCUCUCCGAACAGAUGGUGCUCCUGAAGCCGGUUUGUGAGGAAGUCUUGUGGCAAUCGGAGAUCUUGUCCGGCCACCGGAUGUGUUUCGAUCAGGGGGACUCCGACUCCAGUAGUAUUUGUAGUCUCAUAGCCAAUGGGGGGAAGUAUAUCAAUUCCCUCAUACCAUCCGCUCCGCUUUCUUCAACUUUGCCUUCCAGUCGGGACUUGACGAAGGAGCCAGACCAAAAAUCAGAAGGACACUUGUAUUGGAUAAAUCUGGCCCACAUACUCAUGGUAAUUGCGUGCCUGCGUGGCGUGUUUUAGGAGAAAAAUAUUCACAGACAAGGAUGAUUUUAAUAAUUCAGAAAACUCUGCAACAAAAGGAGAAUAUUUUAAAGUUUUUACCAGAAGUUAAAGAACGACGCAAACACGAAUAACCAAGCAUGGUUAAGAUGUCCUUAAAUCGAAAUAUGUAUUUCCAAAAUCUAUCUUAAAUUUUACAAAAAAAAUACGAUUUUUCUUAUUUUUAAUCUUGAGAAAA
Molecule: messenger RNA, 1218 nt
Organism: Drosophila bipectinata
Lineage: Eukaryota; Metazoa; Arthropoda; Insecta; Diptera; Drosophilidae
Source: RefSeq, a predicted model, not a curated record